Euleptes europaea (tarantolino) is the source of this 2690-nucleotide messenger RNA. RefSeq names its product cytoplasmic polyadenylation element binding protein 3 (gene CPEB3). Gene Ontology annotation, biological process: negative regulation of cytoplasmic translation. Gene Ontology annotation, cellular component: synapse; cytoplasm; neuron projection. The record is from RefSeq and is a predicted model, not a curated record. NCBI's taxonomy places the organism in Eukaryota, Metazoa, Chordata, Lepidosauria, Squamata, Sphaerodactylidae. Gene Ontology annotation, molecular function: mRNA 3'-UTR binding; ribosome binding; translation factor activity, RNA binding. The transcript is spliced from 11 exons. The coding region runs from base 141 to 2159 and encodes 672 amino acids.
GUUUCUCAUUGAAGGGCGAGAGCUCUUAGUUCCGGUGUAAAAGAAAGAGACGUGGCGAAAUUGCUGUAUAUCUCUGCCCUACAAGCACAUCUUUCUUUUACACUGAAGGGGACCAAGGCAUCGAAAAGGCUGCGCAAACCAUGCAGGAUGAUUUACUGAUGGACAAAAGCAAAGCCCAGCAGCAGCGGCAGCAAGAUCCAACCGCAGCAGAAGCCCCUUCUACGCCCAUCGCUUCAGAGACACCCAAACCGGAGGACAGCAACCCAGCGACUAGCAUCGGCUCAUCGGCUCCUGCCCAAAAUAGCAAGGAAAAGAUGCAGAUGGAGUCCCCCAUCUUGCCAGGCUUAAGUUUUCACCAGCCUCAGCAGGAACCUACGGCUGGCACCUCCUUGUCUCCCUCCUUCGGAAGCACCUGGUCCACUGGAACCACAAAUGCUGUGGAUGAUAGCUUUUUCCAAGGGAUUACCCCAGUUAAUGGGACAAUGCUUUUCCAGAAUUUCCCUCAUCACGUCAAUCCUGUUUUUGGAGGCACUUUCUCCCCCCAGAUCGGCCUAGCUCAGACUCAGCACCACCAACAGCAGCAACAGCAGCAGCAAGCCCAACAGCAGCAAAGGAGAUCCCCGGUUAGCCCUAACCAGGCACCUUUUGCCCAGAGAAAUGCCGCUUAUAGCCAUCAGCCCAUCAUGACCAGCAAGCCUUCCUCCUCCUCAGCCUCCACCUCUUCCCCUUCCAGUUGGAAUAACCACCAAAACGCAGCCUGGAGUACUCCUUCUAAUCCUUGGGGUGGGCUGCAAGCUGGCAGGGACCCUCGAAGGGCAGUAGGUGUGGGAGUUGGGGUGGGGGUUGGAGUUGGGGUACCGUCCCCACUCAAUCCCAUUUCGCCUCUGAAAAAGCCCUUCUCCAGCAAUGUCAUUGCUCCACCGAAGUUCCCAAGGGCUGCUCCCCUAACUCCCAAAUCCUGGGUGGAAGACAACGCCUUCAGGACAGAUAAUGGCAACAAUCUGUUGCCUUUUCAGGACCGGAAUCGGCCCUAUGAUACUUUUAACUUGCACUCUUUGGAAAACUCAUUAAUGGAUAUGAUAAGGACUGAUCAUGAGCCUCUUAAAGGUAAACACUACCCUCCCAGUGGCCCACCAAUGAGUUUCGCUGAUAUUAUGUGGAGGAAUCAUUUUACAGGUCGUAUGGGUAUAAAUUUUCACCAUCCGGGAACAGAUAACAUUAUGGCUCUUAACACCAGGAGCUAUGGGCGGAGACGAGGUCGCUCUUCACUUUUCCCUUUUGAAGAUGGCUUCUUAGAUGACAGUCAUGGUGACCAGUCUUUAUCUUCAGGUCUCAGCUCUCCAACUCGUUGUCAGAAUGGUGAAAGAGUGGAACGCUAUUCUAGAAAGGUGUUUGUUGGGGGUCUGCCCCCUGACAUUGAUGAAGAUGAAAUCACUGCCAGCUUUCGUAGGUUUGGACCUCUUGUAGUGGACUGGCCUCAUAAAGCUGAAAGCAAAUCGUACUUUCCACCUAAAGGGUAUGCCUUUCUGCUAUUCCAGGAAGAAAGUUCUGUGCAAGCUCUGAUAGAUGCCUGUCUGGAAGAAGAUGGGAAACUUUACCUAUGUGUAUCAAGUCCCACCAUAAAGGACAAACCAGUACAAAUUCGACCUUGGAACCUAAGUGACAGUGACUUUGUAAUGGAUGGUUCUCAGCCUUUAGAUCCCAGAAAAACUAUUUUUGUUGGAGGAGUUCCGCGACCUCUUCGAGCUGUUGAACUAGCAAUGAUUAUGGAUCGUUUGUAUGGAGGAGUCUGCUAUGCUGGCAUUGAUACAGACCCUGAGCUGAAAUACCCGAAAGGUGCUGGUAGAGUGGCUUUCUCCAAUCAGCAAAGCUAUAUUGCUGCUAUUAGCGCACGCUUCGUCCAGCUCCAACACAAUGACAUUGAUAAACGGGUGGAAGUGAAGCCAUAUGUGCUUGAUGAUCAGAUGUGUGAUGAAUGCCAGGGCACUCGCUGUGGUGGAAAAUUUGCUCCGUUCUUCUGUGCCAAUGUUACCUGCUUGCAGUAUUACUGUGAAUACUGCUGGGCAAGCAUUCACUCUCGCGCUGGGCGAGAGUUCCACAAACCACUUGUGAAGGAGGGAGGGGAUCGGCCACGCCACGUUCCAUUCCGUUGGAGCUGAAGCCCGGGCCUAAACCCAGGAGCAAGUACUGGAGCUGACGAAAUUGAAGGAAGACGAGUGCUGCCUCAGGGCUUUGGUGUUCUGGAAAUCUGUGCAUUCAUCCUUGACUAUAAUGAAGAGAUGGGUCUUUUAUUAUGAUGAUGAUUAUUAUUAUUUACAGUCACAUUACUGAACUCUGUGUCCAGUAUAAUACAAGCCUAGCAGAGUGUAACUGUACUGAUUUUUGCACUUUGAUUCACACAAACAUCUGCUUGGUACCUUAAUUUCUUACACAAGAUUUGUCACGCGUGACAAUAAGUAGACUGCCAUUCUCAUUGACCUCCCGUGGGUUGAUGUGUAUGCGAUGGAAUUUUUUUUAAAAUUAUAAUUAAUUUUAUUUUAAAACUGGAGCAUGCACUUAUUUUCAGAAACGUAGACUCGCCCCUAGCGGAUGAUUUACCAAAGGUAACACUCACAAGUAGGUGGCAGAUGUAGCAAAAACUUCAAAUGGGUAUUCAGCAAUCGUUAGUGUGGGUCACUUAAAGUAGGAAU